AUGAGGACCCUCUCUCUGCUCGCUCUCCUGGCCCUGGCUGCAUUCUGCCUCUCUGGCCCAGCAGAUGCAAAGCCCAGAGACUCCGAGUCUGACAAAGCCUUCGUGUCCAAGCAAGAGGGCAGUAAGGUAGUGAGUAGACUCCGCCGCUACCUGGGCCAUGGGCUUGGAGCCUCAGCCCCAUACCCAGAUCCUCUGGAGCCCAAGAGGGAGGUGUGUGAACUCAACCCCAAUUGUGAUGAGCUCGCGGACCACAUCGGCUUCCAGGACGCCUACAACCGCUUCUACGGUACCACUGCUUAGGGCACGUGUGGCCCUGGGGCCAGACGGCAGCCUCAGCCUGGCUACUCUCCCGGACUCGACUCUCCCUGUUCCCUCUCCCUGCCCUGGGUGGCACACAGCUGCUCCAAAAUAAAGUCCAGAGGAGGAAGUA
Molecule: messenger RNA, 430 nt
Organism: Peromyscus eremicus (cactus mouse)
Lineage: Eukaryota; Metazoa; Chordata; Mammalia; Rodentia; Cricetidae
Product: osteocalcin-like
Exons: 4
Coding region: 1-300 (99 amino acids)
Biological process (GO): regulation of cellular response to insulin stimulus; osteoblast differentiation; bone development
Cellular component (GO): extracellular region
Molecular function (GO): calcium ion binding; structural constituent of bone; hydroxyapatite binding
Source: RefSeq, a predicted model, not a curated record